AUGAAUAUACUAAAAACUUUUUUUGGUAUAACUGUCCAUUUCCAUUAAAUGUUACUAUAAGGACAGUUUGACAUAUUAAUAAGCCUGGUGUAAGUGCGUAUGUAAAAAAUGGCAUCCUGUCUAGACAUAAAUCCUGGGUUACAUCCAAGACAUGAGAAUUGAUAAAAUAUUAAAUAUUUUUUGUAGAAUGGCAGCACUGUGAAAAGAUUUUUACAUUUUAAAAAGUCUAAAAAUUAAUUGAAGAUAAUUAGUAAUAUAAAGGCCAGACAUUGUAAUAAAAUAAAAAUCCAUACCCCAUAGGAAUCCCAUUUCACUAUAAUUAAGUACUUGCUUAUUUUCACUUUCAUUGAUUUAUAUCCUGCAAGAUGUUAUGCAUUGUUGUUUAAUGCACUUAUUUUCGUCAGAGUAAAUGGAUUAAAUACAAAACAUGCAUGCUAACAUGUUGCUUUACAUAAAAGAAAGGUGUACUUAAAUCUGUUUCCUAAAUAUUUGCAAAUAAUUCGAAUAAAAUUAUGCUACAGUAACAAUUGCGCUUAAAAUUGAUGCGUUUUACUAAUGCAAUACAUAAGCAUGAAAAACGUAUUAUGUUGAAAAAUGCAAAAGUUCGUUUAAAAAAAUCAAUAAAAUGAAAAACGUUAAAAAAAAUAAAGAUAAAAAGGUUCCCCACUCCUAACAGGUGUGCGCGUUUGCUGUACGUUAACUUUCCAGUCCAUACGUUGUCUGUACACAGACAUAUAUAUACUUGUCUGCCUGUGCACAGAAUGUCAGAUUUUCUCGUAUUUGCUUCACGCUUCUAAAAUCUCUUCUCAAAGCUUAAAUGGCAAACCGGUUUGACACGGCGCGCGGAGCGUUUAGGCUCCAUCGAAUCCACACUCCCAGUUCUUUCUUGUUCCACUCGGGUCAGUGAUGUUUAAGGAUUCCUGUUGUCUUUCUUUGUGAUGUCACAGCUGGCAGUAGUACUGUAAGUGCCUUGGUAGAGGUGAUGGCGUCAUUCCGUGCCCUGGUGUAGCCUCCCGUGUUAAGAAGAAGGGAGAAGGACUGGAGGCCGAGGCGAGCGUGGCUCUCGCAGCCGGCAUCGAGCAGCGCAAACCCGGACUCCACAGCCUGGCAAAUAUGGAGGCUUCGACGGGGGAUCUGCAGGCCGGCUCCCGUAUUCCGGUGAUCAUCGAGAGGAUAGUGAAGGACACGAUGGUGGUGACCCUUGACCACGGAGACCGCUGCUUCACCGGUAUUUUGAUUGAAAGCUGCAAAAAGACUGGUUUAUUUUGUCUCCCUGAUAUACUGAAGCAAGAUGAUCCUUCACAGCUAAGCAGCAACGGCUUGGUUCCUGAUGAUAGUGGUUGUUCCCAGUCUUCUGAGCUGCAAUCAUGUAACGAGCAACUUUCCACUUCUACAGAUAAUCAGUCCGGCACUGCUACUACUGUUCCUGGAGUGUUACCACAAUAUCCACCAUACUUCGAGGGUGCUCCUUUUCCUCAGCCUUUGUGGGUAAGGCAUACUUAUAACCAGUGGGUGCCACAGCCCCCUCCACGGAGAAUUAAAAGAACUAAAAGAAGAAACAAGGAUUCUGGUAGACUGACAAUAAGCACGAUAAGACUACGGCCAAGACAAGUGCUUUGUGAAAAGUGCAAAAACACAUUAAACAGUGAUGAGGACAGUAAAGAUGGCCAAAAUGCUAAAUCCAACAAAAGGGAAAAUGAGAUUAAGGAAGGAAAAAAACUAGAGGAAACAGAACCAGAAAACAAGAAAUGUAAAAAAGAGAAAAAAGAUGAAGAGAGAUUUUUAGGUGAAGUUGUUCCUCAUAGUCCUGUUAUCAAAAUAUCCUAUAGCACUCCACAAGGAAAGGGGGAAGUAAUGAAGAUACCCUCUAGAGUGCAUGGCUCUGUAAAACCAUUUUGUCCAAGACAAUUGAUACAAAAUGGAGAGGACCAUGACAAAUCAAAAGACUAUUUAGAAAACAAGAAUCUUCCAGACAAGCCAACAAGUGGUACAAAUGCAUUAAUUCCAAAACUUAAACUAACUAGGCCUGUUCAUUCCACUGCAGAUGUACCACCUCCAAAAAUUAGGUUAAAGCCACAGAUUAACUGUGGGGACAAUGUUUCAAUAUACCAGUCUGAACUUGUUGAUGGCACUCGGAGACAUACCCAAGAAAGUCCACAAGCAAUUCAAAUGGACACACAUUCUGAAAAUUCUACUGAAAAAAGUUCUUUGGAGAUUUCCUCUGGAAGCUCUGGAGAAGAGGAUGAAUUUAGGAAGCAGCAUAGCACUGUACGACAGCAUAAUGAUUUAACAUUGUUAUUAAAUUUUCGUAAGAGAAAAGCAGACUCCUCAAAUUUGUCUGUCUGUAGUAGUGACAGCCUGGAUGAAUCAAAAUCUUCCAGCUCAGAUGGUACAUCUCCAGAAUUUUGUGACUUUGCUCCUGGAGAAAUUACAUCUGUUUCAUCCUCUUCAAAAGAUGAUCAAAAGACUGUACCACCCCUCACAGUUCGAUUGCACACCAAAAGUGUCACCAAGUGUGUCACAGUUGAAGGACAGACUGUUUCUGUUGGAGAUAUAGUUUGGGGUAAAAUCCAUGGUUUUCCUUGGUGGCCAGCACGUGUUCUUAGCAUUAAUACUAGCAGAAAAGAAGAUGGUGAGCCUUUGUGGCAAGAGGCAAAAGUUUCUUGGUUUGGGUCACCAACAACCUCUUUGCUCUCUGUGUCCAAACUGUCCCCAUUUUUGGAGUUUUUCCGAUUGAGGUUUAACCGAAAGAAGAAGGGAAUGUAUAGGAGAGCUAUUACAGAAGCUGCCAAAGCAGCUGAACACUUAACCCCUGAAAUAACAUCUCUUCUCGCACAUUGUGAGGCAUAGGGAACAAGAGUGAAGCACAGCUGUUCUGUUUUUUGUAAGCACGUAGACAAUCUGCUGCUCUCCCUUUAAAGGAAUUUUAUGGGGUCGUGUCCAUUCCUCUGGAACACCUUUAAAUAAUGUGAUUCAUGUCAUCAUUGAAGAGUAACCUGGGCAGAAAGACAAUAUUCUUUUAAAGAGCAAGACUGACAGGAAGCAGCAGAAGAACAGAAAAUGGAUUCUGUAUGGAAAAACUGAGGACUUUCUUCUUCCAGAGCACAGGUUACAAAAUUUGCCAAAAGUACAUCACUAAAACGUUUUGGAAAAUUGCCACUCCUGUUUUUCACCACCGCACAUGUAUGUUUUUAGCCUGCCUUUUUAUUUGUCAUCUCUCGGAAUAGGAAAGCUUAUUCUUUGUUUUCAGUAUAGACAAAAGUUCAAUGUAUGUGUGUGUAUUGUUUUCUUAAGUGUAUUAUUUUUCUAAGUUCUCUUGUUUCAGUUAUCCGCUUCUGUAAGUUCAGGACAUACUACCAGAUUUAACGUCAACCAUGCAUUUUGUCUAACACUGUUUUUACCUUGCCUCAUUUUCAGCUAAUUCUGUUUUAGGGUAAAGAAGGUUAAUAGUAAGAAAAUUGUGCCUGGCUAAAAGUGAUGUGGUGUUUUAAAUGGAAAUAUACAUAUUUAGCUGUAUUUUCUUUUUAAGACUGGGGAACAGAAUGCAACUUUUUCAGAUGUGUAACUCAAACAUCUGGGGAGAUUUUAAAAAUGUUGUGUGUCUGUGUUGUGGUUACACAAUGAGAAGAAUCAGUCAUGACCCAGGCUCUUUAAAGUGUACUACAUUUUCAUUCUUAUAAUGGUAUUUUUCCAUUACAUUUGGCAUUUUAUGUGCUAUCAUUUGUUUGUCUCCGCUGUCCAAGCAUUGAGCAGCAGACAUUUCUUGGUGACAAACAUGCCAUACAUCUUCCUGUAUAUUAACUUGUAAAGUCAUUGUGUCUAUCUCUGCAUGUCCUGAAUAUUUUUAUUUGAGGCUCAGCAGUGAAUAAAAUGUAUGUUUUUACCAAAGGGCUUAACAGUUAUUUUAAAAAUUAAAAAAAAAGAUUAAAUGCAGAAGCAUUGUGUUGUAUUAACUAUUAAAAGUGUUAAUGUAACAAACUCCUGUAAAUGCUCCAUCAGUUAUGUUAUGAGUGAGGGUUAAAGAUAUUCUUCUUUCCUAGAUUUUUUUUUUUCUUAACAAAGUAUAGAUGUGUUGUAAGAGGGAGGGCUGUCUUUGAGUGGAGCAUCAAGCUGUAUUUAUACGGUGUAAUUUAUUGACAUAUUUUUGAAUAUCAGAAAAAAUAAAGAGAAAAAGAAGAAAAGAAAUCCUGCACAGUUGAAACUGAUCUUUAUUGUUCUGUCCAGAAGUGGAAUGUGUUUUGAUUUAUAGGGUCUGGUUAUUAUGAUUGAGAAUUUUCAUACAUUCUUACCAGUCCACUUCCUUACUUUAAAAAGCAGAGUCAACAAAUCACCCUUUUAAAUGAUAAAUGAACACAAUGUCACUUUUGAAAAUCAAGAGCUAUUUUUUGAUUUAUGGUUUAAAAAAAAUAAACUUGAACUGUUUCAUUUUAAUAAUAAUCUUUAUUGAAUUCCUUUGCUCCAUUUCUCAUCCACUUUUCAUGGUAAUAACAUGAUGACCUGGAUAGACCAGGCCAGGCCACCUGAUGAUUAACAACAGUCCCCAGUUUGCUCCCAGGUAAGUUAAGAGAGAACCUCUUUUGCAUGUCCUGGGUCAUUGCUAAGGGGCCCGAGGUAUCCCCAACACAUGCCUGGACCUCUUUCUUGUUCCAUAAGGGGCAGGAAGUAGUUCGAAUCGGAGGUGUGCUACUGAUCAGCUCACUGCAUUAUGGACAGUGAACCCAGCAAUUCAUUCUCGUUUAAGCCACUUGUACUCCUGAACCCAUACUAUUAUUUAAAAUUUAAUUAACACUUCCUUACUUUUUAUUGGUAUAAAAUUAAGAAAAUUUAUUAAGUAAUCUAGGAUAUCUUAUAAGGUUUCUGAGGUUUAUUUAAAAGUAUUGAUGAUUUGGUCACAGAGUUUUCUGAACUGGUUUAAAUAUUUAAAAUACGGUUGGUUUUGGUUGGCUUUAUAUGAAAUGCACAGCUGUUUGCCGAUUUUUCUUCUUUUUUUCUGGUUCUGUAGUAAACACAACUUAAGAUGCAAAACAAAAAAAUUUUAAGUGUUGCAUCGAUCAUUAUUAAUUGACUGGGGUGCUUUGUUUUUUUUAUCCUUUGUAUUCUGCAGUCUAAAAGCAUUAAUGAAACUUGAUAGGAUAUAUUGAACAGGCUGCAGGACUUUGGGUAUUGAACAUAACAUGCAGAAUACCUCAAGGGUUUGUGCUAAAGAUGGUAGUCUCAUCCUCAACUAGUCUUACACUAAUCUAAAGUAACAUUUAUUCUUACUUCUCUUACACAUGUUUAGGUUUAUUGUGUUCAAGUUUAGAGGUUUGAGAUUAAAAAAAAAGCCCUUUGUCCUUGCAGAUUGACUUCUUGUUACAUAAUACACUGCAGUAUUGGGUCACUUUGCCGUUUCUUACAGUAUUUGACUUUAUAUGACUUAAUUGUUGUGUAGUCCCUCCACAUGUCCUCCAGAUUAAAUGCCAUUAAAUAAAUAAAUAAAAUUUGCUGAUUUGCUAAUUUUUCAGACUUCCCUACUCAAACACAGGGCUGCAGGCGCUGUAACUCCGUCAUCUUGAGGCCUUUUUAAUCUGUUUGUGUCUACUGUACAUUAGUUAUAAGGUUAACCAUUCAUUAUCUUACUAAAUCAUUAAAAGCGCUGACACUGUGUGAGCCAUCCUGCUUUUUAACAUACUCCUAAAUCCUAACCUUUAAACCAGACGCUUAAUUCGGGAACCAGUCAGUAUCUGAAAUGGGUUUUACUUUUAUUAUUAUUAUUGUAGGUAAGCGAUGGCAGCAUGGCAUUUUUAAUCACCAUGGUAUGUUUAUUGUCAGUUCCCUGAAAUCUUUAUUAAAUGCAAUGUAACCUCCUAUAAAAUGUGCAAUGGGUUAAAUGCAAGUUACUGUAUUUUAAUUAAAAUUUUUCAAAAGCUAUGCUACUAUUUGUCCUAAAUCACCUGUGGUGUUCCAGUGGUGGAUUUCUUGGGGGG
Polypterus senegalus (gray bichir) is the source of this 5966-nucleotide messenger RNA. It is a transcript of the gene pwwp2b, whose product is annotated as PWWP domain containing 2B. Lineage: Eukaryota; Metazoa; Chordata; Cladistia; Polypteriformes; Polypteridae. The coding region runs from base 1114 to 2850 and encodes 578 amino acids. The record is from RefSeq and is a predicted model, not a curated record. Gene Ontology annotation, cellular component: nucleus; nucleoplasm. The transcript has 4 exons.